Ilyonectria robusta is the source of this 1623-nucleotide messenger RNA. RefSeq lists its product as uncharacterized. NCBI's taxonomy places the organism in Eukaryota, Fungi, Ascomycota, Sordariomycetes, Hypocreales, Nectriaceae. The transcript is spliced from 8 exons. The record is from RefSeq and is a predicted model, not a curated record. The coding region runs from base 1 to 1623 and encodes 540 amino acids. Gene Ontology annotation, molecular function: long-chain fatty acid-CoA ligase activity; long-chain fatty acid transmembrane transporter activity.
AUGAGGCUAAUAUGCUCGUCCAGGAGUGUUCGGAAUUACCGCUGGUGUUUAUGCUGGGGAUACUUGAACGCUCGGUUCAAUGUUCGAGACGAUAUAAGCGCCUUAUCUAAGAUGAGAAAAUCAAGUAAAUAUUUUGCACGCGCGGCUUACUAUAUUGCGGAGAGCCAGAACCGGCUUUCUUUAUGCCGCCAGAUAGUUCAGUAUGCAAACUGGCUAUUGGAACAAGGAAUCGGCCCGGACGACUGCGUUGCAAUGUACAUGAACAGCCCGGACUUCGUCAUGUUGUGGUUCGCAUCCAUUUGCAUCGGAGCCUACCCUUUGCUCUUGGUAAGCGUAGACGAUGAUUGCCAGCGACGAAUCGAACGAGGUCAGGAAGCGAUUAUGAGCAUGGGCAUUAAAUCCAUCGUGGUCGAUGCAAUACUCAAGGCCGAAGUUGCCUCAAUGUCCCAUGACGUUCCAGGCGACGCAUAUCGAGAGCAUGUCACCGGAGAAACACCCUUCUGCAUGAUGUACACAAGCGGCACUACAGGAAUGCCAAAAGCGUGCCUACUUUCUCAUCGGAAGAUUCUUAUGUCCGCAGUCCAUAUUGAACCGCCUUAUGGAAGCGUGCCAGGACGCCAUUACUGGUAUAACACUAUGCCAAUAUACCACGGCACCGGCGGUAUCACUUGUUUCGGGACCCUGCCUUCCGGAGUCGGGAUUGCCUUGGCCCCCGGGUUCUCUGUGUCUCAAUUCUGGACAGACAUCCAUGACUCAGGAGCGACUCACUUCGUCUAUGUCGGUGAAACAGCACGCUAUCUUCUCAAUGCUCCACAACUCCCGCUGGAGAGGGCACACAAGCUCCGAUUCAACCUACCAGAGGUUGUGGAGUUCUUCAGCUCAACUGAGGUCGGUUGCGUUGGCCGCUAUGGGGUACAGAGGGAUUUUUAUUCCACAACGCUUAUAUCCCAGUCAAGGUUGAUCAUAACACCGGAGGCAUCUGGAGGGAUUCAAUUACGGGAUUUGCUCAUCGAGUGCGAAGAGGGCGGAGAGAUUCUGGGAUAUUGGAAGUCGCCGGAAGCGACCGAAAAGAGGUUGUGCAUCGACGUGUUCAAGAAGGGGGACCUAUUCUACCGAACGGGAGAUGCUUCGAGGAGGAAUUCAGAUGGUCUUUGGUACUUUCUCGACCGGCUUGGAGACACGUUUCGGUGGAAGUCGGAGAAUGUGUGUACUGCUGAGGUGUCAGAAAUUCUCGGCCAAUUCUCUGGUAUUUUGGAGGCAAACGUAUAUGGCGACGAUUUGCCAAACCAUGAUGGCCGCGCCGGAUGCGCUGCAGUGCAACCGAACCCAGAUCCUGCAGGCUCUUUCUACUAUCAAGCACUGGCAAAGCAUUUAUUCAGCAAUCUACCAGAAUACGCCGUGCCGGUCUUCUUACGUGUAGUGGGAACAGGCUCCCACAUGGACAAUCACAAACAGAGCAAAGUUCCCCUGAAGAAAGAAGGGGUGAAUCCUACGCUGGCUGGAACUGAAGUGUCUGGGGGUAGUCAGGAUGGUUUUCUUUGGCUACUGCCGAAGAGCAACACAUAUGUCCCAUUCCCUCAGGCAGAUUGGGACAUGUUAGUUUCCUACAAAGCACGAUCGUAG